This is a messenger RNA of Argentina anserina (silverweed cinquefoil), 1374 nucleotides long. RefSeq names its product protein MAIN-LIKE 2-like. The record is from RefSeq and is a predicted model, not a curated record. Bases 1 to 1374 code for a protein of 457 amino acids. Lineage: Eukaryota; Viridiplantae; Streptophyta; Magnoliopsida; Rosales; Rosaceae. The transcript has a single exon. Gene Ontology annotation, biological process: meristem development; meristem maintenance.
AUGGAGUCCUUCACUUUGGUUGAAAAGAGAUUAGAGGUGAUGUUAUCAUCACCAAAAACUGAAGACACCAUUAUCAGAAAAGCUUUAUUUCUUAAACCCAUUGUGCCUCUAGACACAAAGGAACCUCUUUCUCAUCUCCCUAGCUAUUCUUUUCCCUCCCUCCCUCUCAAUUUUGAGCCAAAAGAAUGGUCUUUGAAGGUCUCAUUCCCAUGUUGGUUAACAAGGAUUCAUGAUGAAGCCUGGAAUUCAUGGGUUGAUGACAUGGCUUCAAAACAUCAGGAUUUAUGGAAGAGUGCUGGCCUAUUUGAGCCAAUUUUGUGUUCGAAAUACCAUAUAAAUCAAGACAAAAGACUGGUCUAUGGCUUGGCUGAAAAGUGGUGCUGUGAUACCAAUACUUUUAUUUUUCAAUGGGGGGAAGCCACCCUCACAUUAGAGGAUGUAAUGGUUUUGGGAGGUUUCCCAGUUCUUGGGGACUCUAUUGUUGCAUACUCUUUGAAUUCUGAAGAGAUUCAUAUUGAAGAGUAUCUAGACAACGCUAGAAAGCAGUUCAAUAAAACUAAAUCUAAGAAGCCUACCACAAGCCUUUGGAUGCAGAGAUUUAUGAAAAACCAAUCCGAGUACGAGCAUCAAGCGUUUAUCGCUUAUUGGUUAUCAAGGUACGUCUUCCAAAGUUAUGUUAUUGAAAAACGAGCUAUAACCCUUGCAAUUCAAUUGGCUACGGGUAGACGAGUUGAUCUUGCAUCAGCUGUUCUUUCCAAUAUUUAUCGAGAUUUGACAUUAUUAAAGCUCAAAAUUUUACAUCCGUCAAGUGAAAAAGUCAUUAUCAAGUCUCCAUUUCAUCUCGUUCAACUUUGGGCAUGGGAAAGAUUCCCGAAACUUAGUCCAGAGCCGAGAGUUAUUAGUCCUACUACACCAAGAUUGGCUCGUUGGUUCCAAAUUAAGGGUGUCAAAAUUAAUAAUUGGAGGAGAGCUUUAGAUUCAGUAAUUGAAGCUGAUUUCAAGUGGCGCCCUUAUGCUAGGAUACAUCAGGACGAUGAGAAAAUAGUUAUGGUUGGCUCCGACCUUGGCAAUGAUGACACUUUCAUAUUCGCAAUAUGUUUGGCAUCACGUAAACAUAAGUUGAUUGGGUUCGAUUCGGAAGAAAUAUACCGACCACAUCAUGUGGCUAAGCAAUUCGGUUAUGAUCAAGACCUUCCGUGCUGCACUACUUUACUGAGUGUAUCUGAUCUUCCUGAUGUCUAUUAUGCAAAUCUGAGACUUGAUAUUCCGGCUGGGAAUUUAGAUGUGGGUGUUAGCCUUAGAUACUCUAACUGGUGGAAAUUUUCAAUUUUGGGCAAUAGUUCCCCAUUUCCUCCGGGGUUUCCACCAAAAUGA